UUAGAAGAAAACCUGAGCAUGCCUAUGGAAUCCAUCGUAUAAAACCUCAAAUCUAAACCCUAAAAUUCCCACCGCCGUUCUCAUCUCUCUUCCCAGUUCUCACCUCACCGCUGCAUCUUCACGUCGUCUCUAACGAGGGAAAAUGAGUCGAGGAGGUGCAGCAGCAGCGAAGGGAAAGAAGAAGGGUGCUACAUUCACCAUUGACUGUGCAAAGCCAGUAGAAGACAAGAUCAUGGACAUUGCUUCUCUCGAGAAGUUUCUUCAAGAGAGGAUCAAGGUUGGUGGCAAAGCUGGUGCUCUUGGUGACUCUGUUACCGUUACACGUGAGAAGACUAAGAUUAUUCUCACCUCUGACUGUAACUUUUCCAAACGGUAUUUGAAGUACUUGACGAAGAAGUACUUGAAGAAACACAAUGUGCGAGACUGGCUCAGAGUGAUUGCUUCAAACAAGGAUAGAAGUGUUUACGAACUGAGGUACUUCAACAUUGCUGAGAAUGAGGGAGAGGAAGAAGAUUAGUUGUCUGAUAGCCUUAUUUGCUUAAGUGUUUUGUUUACCCUUUUCCUAUACCUAGCUUCCUUUUUGGCAAAUAUUGCUUGAGAUACGAUGCUUUGUUUUGAUCGGUUGCAAUUUAACGGUUUUGAUCAUUUAAGAAUUGCGGUACUAUUGGUGUUGAAUUGGGAACAGAGUUUACAAAUUAUUCUCUGUUGUUUCAGUUUUUAAAUUGCAUUAUGUUUCUUUCAACAA
Molecule: messenger RNA, 745 nt
Organism: Glycine soja
Lineage: Eukaryota; Viridiplantae; Streptophyta; Magnoliopsida; Fabales; Fabaceae
Product: 60S ribosomal protein L22-2
Exons: 3
Coding region: 143-517 (124 amino acids)
Biological process (GO): cytoplasmic translation
Cellular component (GO): ribosome
Molecular function (GO): structural constituent of ribosome; RNA binding
Source: RefSeq, a predicted model, not a curated record